UAAGUGUUAAAACCCGUUGGAGAUCACGCUGCAAAGAAUAUUUCAAACAGAGAAAGAUGAACGAGUCCGAAAACGGAACAGUUUUAUCAACAGACAAUCGUCUUACUGUCGACGUUGGUGUAACGCUUUUCCUCAUGAUUGCUUGGUUCAUCUCCUGUGGUGUAGCAAAUGAAUUAAGCAAAAAUGUUGAGGAAGGCGAAAAGAGGAUUCCAGAUACCACUCUAAACACAGUGCUAUUAAUAUUGAUAUUCAUACUGAAUAUUACAACUGAUGCUGUCAUGACGUGGAUCUAUUGGAUGGAUGACAAUAUUGUGAACUUUAGGCUCUCCCUUUUAUGCAUAGUUGUUCCUACUCUAGCAAAUAUCGUUACAAUGAUAUUUCUUGUCUUAAAUAAGGAUUAUGGAAUCAACAAGUACAUACCCAUCAUUGCUUCUGUGGUAUGCUCGCCGUUAGUUCAGUUCUUCGUAUUAACGAGGACAUUAGCCUUCCGACCAAAGCAUGUCACUCUUGAAGAUUGGAAGUUGUUGGCAUUGGUGUUAAAUAUUAUUGAAACAACGUUUGAAUCCGUGCCACAAAUUAUUGUUCAGAUCUAUAUCGACUUAAAAAGUACGAUUGAUGAGGAAGUAAGCACAAAGUUCUUCCGGUAUUUCACAAUAGCUACAUCAGUGUUGGGAGUUCUCACGUCAUUAUAUAACGUAAAGAAUGAAGAGAAACAGUUGAAGGACUCCGAAAUAAAGUUUCCAGGAGAGAGCCUUUCAUAUAUUUCAAGUCUUGCUGUAAUUAUACCUAGAGUUAUGAUCCUUGCAGUCUUUGUUUAUGCAGUUGGAACAUAUUGUGCUAUUGUUUUUAUUGUGCAUACCGUUGUAACUCUUGGCAUUGCUUUUUAUGUAGGCUACAAACAUAAGAAAUCAGAAAACGAAAAGGAUAGCUUCAAAAUAGCAUUCAGAAAUGAACGAAAAGUUUGGUAUUUUGGAGGAACCAUUUCGGUGGGUAUUGUGGGGUUCGCUGUACAUCUCAUAGAUUUAUUCCAGACAAAAUGCGACCAACAUGAUUCUUCUAACCAACUUGGAUAUGGGGAAGAGUUAAAGCCUUUACCUUCGUCAUAA
Molecule: messenger RNA, 1106 nt
Organism: Ostrea edulis (European flat oyster)
Lineage: Eukaryota; Metazoa; Mollusca; Bivalvia; Ostreida; Ostreidae
Exons: 6
Coding region: 57-1106 (349 amino acids)
Biological process (GO): engulfment of apoptotic cell; phosphatidylserine exposure on apoptotic cell surface; apoptotic process involved in development
Cellular component (GO): plasma membrane
Source: RefSeq, a predicted model, not a curated record